Molecule: messenger RNA, 1458 nt
Organism: Diversispora eburnea
Lineage: Eukaryota; Fungi; Glomeromycota; Glomeromycetes; Diversisporales; Diversisporaceae
Source: the annotation of a GenBank genome assembly
AUGAGUCAAGAAACGAACGGAAUUCAAACCGUUCUUGUAUCCGAAGAAGAUAAGGUUAAAGCUGAGCAAGCAAAAGUGGCCGCAAAUAAAUUAUUUCAGGCCAAGAAAUUUGAGGACUCGAUAGCCAAGUAUGGGGAAGCAAUUAAUUUAAACCCUAACGUCGCAGCUUAUUAUGCAAACCGGUCAAUUGCCAAUAUGAAAACCGAAGCAUAUGGAUACGCGAUUACAGAUGCCGAAAAGGCUAUUGAAAUAGAUCCAACAUACAUUAAGGGUUAUUAUAGAAGAGCAGCGGCGAAUAUGGCGUUAUGCAAGUUUAAAGAAGCGCGUCGGGAUUUUCGUAUUGUUGUGAAAAAAGCACCCGACGACCAAGAUGCAAAAGCCAAAUUAAUGGAAUGCGAAAAAAUCGUGAAAAGAAUUGAAUUCGAAAAGGCCAUCGAGGUGGAUUCUGAUAGACUCAGUGUUGCUGAAACUUUUGAUGCCGAUUCUAUCGCGGUGGAAUCAUCUUACGAUGGUCCAGUAAUAGAAAAUGGUCAAAUUACGAAAGAAUUUAUUGAACAGAUGAUUGAACAUUUUAAAAAUCAAAUGAAAAUUCAUAGAAAAUUCGCAUAUCAAAUUAUGUUAAAAACACCCUCGUUGGUUGAUGUAGAAAUACCAAAAGACUGCACAAUAACUGUUUGUGGAGAUGUUCAUGGUCAAUUUUACGAUUUGCUCAACAUUUUCAAGAUUAAUGGUCCGCCAUCCGAAAAGAACAUGUAUCUUUUCAAUGGAGAUUUUGUUGAUCGUGGAUCAUUUAGUCUUGAGGUCAUAUUGACCUUGUUUGCAUACAAAUUGCUUUAUCCGGAUUCGUUUCAUUUGAAUCGAGGCAAUCAUGAGACAGAUGAUAUGAAUAAAGUUUAUGGAUUUGAAGGAGAAGUUAAAGCUAAAUUCUCGGAUAAAAUGUUUGGAUUAUUCUCAGAAGCAUUUAGCACUCUACCACUCGCACAUCUUAUAAAUAAAAAAAUUCUCGUAGUUCAUGGUGGCUUAUUUAGCCGCGAUGAUGUUUCAAUAGAUGAUAUUAGAAAUAUUGAUCGAUUCAGUAAAAGACAACCUGAACAUGGAAGUAUUAUGUGUGAAAUUUUAUGGUCUGAUCCACAACCACUCCCAGGUCGUGGCGUAAGUAAAAGAGGCGUUGGAAUACAAUUUGGACCUGACAUUACUGAAGAUUUCUUGAAGCGCAACAAUCUUGAUCUAUUAAUAAGAAGUCAUGAGGUCAAAGAGGAUGGUUAUGUCGCUGAACAUAAUGGCAAAUGUAUUACUGUAUUUUCUGCGCCAAAUUACUGUGAUAGCAUCGGUAAUAAAGGAGCAUUCAUUAAAAUCACGCCAGACUUGAAGCUAAACUAUAAGACAUUUUCGGCUGUGCCUCAUCCUAAUAUACGACCUAUGGCUUAUGCCAAUCAAUUUGGUGGGAUGUUUACAUGA